AUGAAGCUCAUCGGUAAAGGCGUCGACAAGGAAGGAACAGGACAUGUCACUUUGCGUCCUGAGGAUGAUGAAGACAUGUGGCAUCUUUACAACCUCAUACAAGAGGGGGAUAACGUCAGGGCACCAGCCAUUCGACGAGUGCAGAAUAUCUCGUCCACAGGAUCUACUGAGUCGAAGCGUGUCCGGCUCAACCUCACUCUAGCUGUCACUCGCACCGAAUUCUCUUCCUCAGGCGCUGCAUCUACCGAGGCAGCCACAUCGGGGACAGGGGCCGCUCAAGCAGGUCCACCGACUUCCACGACGUUACAUAUCACGGGAACUGUAACAUCCGAGAACCCUCAUGUGCGGAUGGGCGCAUUUCACACCCUCGACAUUGAAAGCCAUCGUGAUGUUCGCAUUGAGAAGUUCCAAAGUUGGGACAGCGUCGCACUUGGCCGUGUAGAAGAGGCAUGCGUUCCAGGAAGAGGGGCUGAAGUGGGAGCUGUGGUAUGCGGUGAAGGCACAGCAGCUUUCUGUCUCCUGUCUGAACAUCUUACCGUCGUGGCCCACCGCAUAUCAGUCCCCAUACCGCGCAAGGCGUCUGCUCCUGGUACCCAGCAACAUGAAAAGGCGAUGACAAAGUUCUACGCUACGCUUUUUGAAGCCUUCAUCCGGCAUAUACCUUACGCAUCUCCCAGCAUACGAGCCAUCGUACUAGCGAGUCCUGGUUGGGUGCGAGACAGUGUGUACGAUUGGAUGCUGGGAGAAGCAAGUCGCAGAGGAGAUAAGACUCUCGCCAGAACAUUGCGGGAAAAGACGCUGCGGAUUCAUGUGAGCAGCCCACACGUUCAUAGCCUCAUGGAAGUUUUGAAAAGCCCAGAGAUCAACUCACAAUUGAAAGAGACAAAGUUUGCCCGCGAAGGGGUAGUCUUAGACAAAUUUUUCAAAAUGCUCGGAGUGGACGAGAUGCGAGCAUGGUAUGGGCCCGAUCAUGUUUGUCUCGCGGCAGAACGUGGUGCAAUUGGUACACUUCUGAUCUCUGACGAGUUAUUCCGAGCAAGUGACCCAGCAAUAAGGAAGAAAUAUGUUGCUGUCACUGAGGGCAUAAGGCAGAAGGGUGGCGAAGUUGUUAUCUUUUCUAGUAUGCACGAGUCGGGACAGCAGCUUAACCAGCUUUCGGGUAUCGCUGCCAUCCUCACUUUCCCAUUGGACGUGGAAGUUGUCGAAGCCGAGGAACGGGAAGCAAAGGAGGAGGAAGAGAGGCUACAGCAGGCAAGGAUAGAUGGUGGAGGAUAG
Coniophora puteana RWD-64-598 SS2 is the source of this 1275-nucleotide messenger RNA. RefSeq lists its product as uncharacterized. Gene Ontology annotation, biological process: nonfunctional rRNA decay; ribosome disassembly; RNA surveillance. Bases 1 to 1275 code for a protein of 424 amino acids. The record is from RefSeq and is a predicted model, not a curated record. Gene Ontology annotation, cellular component: cytoplasm. NCBI's taxonomy places the organism in Eukaryota, Fungi, Basidiomycota, Agaricomycetes, Boletales, Coniophoraceae. The transcript is spliced from 7 exons.